This is a messenger RNA of Cuscuta campestris, 3064 nucleotides long. The record is from the annotation of a GenBank genome assembly. Lineage: Eukaryota; Viridiplantae; Streptophyta; Magnoliopsida; Solanales; Convolvulaceae.
ACAACCUCGUAUCCAGCCUCCAUCAACAUUUCGAAGUUUGCUUUUAAUUCCUUUUUGUCUUGGUUCUUCGUUCUUAGUUGUUGCUAUGGAGGCGCAAUUGCUACACGGGACGUUGUUUGCAACCAUAUAUGAGGUCGAUAGAAUACCAAGUGGAUUCUGUCCUACUCGUUGUUGUGUCGGUUUCCCUCAGAUUGGGAGUGAUAGAUUCUAUGCAACCAUUGAUCUGGACAAGGCCAGAGUGGGGCGAACCCAACUCACAACAACUUCUAAGCCAUGUUUUUCUUCAGCACUUCAUAAACAAAACAGGGCACCAAAAAAGAAGCCUUCAAAUCCCACAUGGAACCAAGAUUUCCGCAUCUAUUGCGCCCACAAAGUCUCCCAUGUCAUCUUCACCGUCAAGUACGACGACCCAGUAGGCGCCAAGCUCGUCGGGCGCGCCCGUCUCUGGGCGGCAGAACUGAUGGCGCCGGCGAGGAAAGGGGCGGUGGUGGACAGAUGGCUGCCAAUUCUCGACGGAGAUGGAAGUCCGGUCCGUGGGAAUUCCAGAAUCCAUGUCCGUUUGAAGUUCUCGAGCGUGGAGGAUGAUGAGCAGUGGUCUAAAGGGAUCUUGAAGCCCGGCUUCAAUGGCGUCCCUGAUACGUAUUUUGAUCAGAGAGAGAAUUGUCAGGUCACGCUUUACGCAGAUGCCCAUAGCCUCUCGGAUGAGAAGAUAGGAGGAAAGUUGCCGCCGGGAAGGUGUUGGGAGGACAUUUUCGAGGCGAUUCAGAGCGCUAAACACUUGAUUUACAUUGCGGGCUGGUCAAUCUAUGCUAAAAUCAGGCUGGUAAGAGAUCCGGCGAGACAGAAAGCGGACGGGGACAUGAUUCUCGGCGAUUUGCUGAAGAGGAAAGCCGGAGAAGGCGUGAAGGUUCUUCUUCUGGUUUGGGACGACAGAACCUCCGACGAGUUUUUCAAGAAGCAGGGCGUGAUGGCAACCCACGACGAGGAGACUGCCAGUUUCUUCAGAGGCUCAGGCGUGCGGUGUCUUCUUUGUCCCCGGAAUUUCAGCAGCGCCGUCGCCCAAGGCGUUCAGGCUUCUGCGAGGACGACUCUGUUCACCCACCACCAGAAGACAGUGAUCGCCGAUUAUGGGUUCCUUCAGGACGACGGAGGGGAGAAGAAGGAGCAGAAGAGAGGAAUCGUGAGUUUUCUGGGCGGGAUUGAUCUCUGUGACGGCCGGUACGACACCCAGGAGCAUUCUCUGUUCAGGAAGUUAGACAAAGACGACUUCCACCAGCCAAACUUCGCCGGCGCGUCUUACCGGAAAGGAGCGGAGAAGAAGGAGCAGAAGAGAGGAAUCGUGAGUUUUCUGGGCGGGAUUGAUCUCUGUGACGGCCGGUACGACACCCAGGAGCAUUCUCUGUUCAGGAAGUUAGACAAAGACGACUUCCACCAGCCAAACUUCGCCGGCGCGUCUUACCGGAAAGGAGGUCCGAGGGAGCCCUGGCACGACAUCCAUUGCAGACUGGAAGGCGAAGCUGCUUGGGACGUGCUCUACAAUUUCGAGCAGAGAUGGAAGAAGGCCGAGAAGAAUGCUUGGCAAUCAAGAACAACAGGGACUGUUUCUGAAACUGGACGUGGAUCUGGAAACAUGAAUUUAUCAAAAUUCUCAAAAUUUUACAAAGGAUUUGGGAAUCGAGCCCAGAAGGACGUUUCAGGGACGGGAAAUAGAGCCGAUCGGAAGGAUGAGACAGCCAUGUUCUCCCUCGAGGAGCUCCGGAGGUUCACUGUUCCGCCGUCAAGCAUCCCUGCGAAUCCGAACGAUCCGGAGAGAUGGAGCGUCCAGAUCUUCCGAUCAAUCGACGGGAACGACGCGGCGGAUUUUCCGGAAGAUCCGAGAGAGGCGAGAAAGUGCGGGCUGGUGACCGGAAAAAGCAACAUAACGGAUCGGAGCAUUCAGGACGCGUACAUAAACGCCAUCCGCCGCGCGAAGAACUUCAUCUACAUUGAAAACCAGUAUUUCGUGGGGAGCUCGUACGGAUGGGGGAGAGACGGGGACAACGCCACCGGCGCCCUACAUCUGGUCCCGAAGGAGAUCUCGUUGAAGAUCGCGAGCAAGAUCGAGGCGAAGGAGAGGUUCACGGCGUACGUCGUGAUUCCGAUGUGGCCGGAGGGAGUGCCGGAGAGCGAAUCGGUGCAGGCGAUUCUGGAUUGGCAGAGGAGGACGAUGGAGAUGAUGUAUACCGACAUCGCCGAGGCUUUGAAGGCCCACAACGUUUCUGCAGAUCCGAGAGAGUAUUUGACGUUCUUUUGCCUCGGGAAUCGCGAAGUCAGAGAUUCCGAUGAGUACACGCCGCCGGAAAAGCCGGAUUCCGGCACUAACUACGCCAGAGCUCAGCAGUCCAGGCGCUUCAUGAUCUAUGUCCACUCCAAAUUGAUGAUAGUCGACGAUGACUACAUCAUAAUUGGAUCAGCCAACAUUAACCAGCGUUCAAUGGACGGGUCUAGGGACUCAGAGAUCGCGAUGGGCGGGUAUCAAUCGAUGCACCUAACACACGACAACCAACCCGCUAGGGGAAAGAUAUUCGACUUCAGAAUGGCCUUAUGGGGCGAGCACACAAGCCGUGUGGAGGACUUAUUUUCACACCCAGAGCACCCGAAAUGCAUCCAGAGAGUAAACGCUAUAGCCGAGGAGAACUGGAGGUUCUAUGUAAGCGAUGCCGAGCCACUUCUUGAAGACAUUCCAGGCCAUCUUCUCACCUACCCUAUACAAAUAUCAGAAGAAGGGAAGGUCGGAGCGCGCCCGGGUUUUGAAAACUUCCCAGACACCAAAGCUCGUGUUCUUGGAACCAGAUCUACUUAUCUCCCACCAAUCCUCACUACUUGAUUUGUCUCUCCUUUGCUUCGAUCAAACAAAUUAAAGUGUGUUGUUGAUGAUACAUGCAAUAGAAAUGUAAUUACUACUAAUUACUCAUCCUCUACAUGCAAUAGAACUGUAGUUUUUAGACAUCAAUGGUUCUUCCAAUGUGAGCAACAAAUGAGAUAAAGGGAUAACCUUAAACAACAAGAAACAAGGGAACCAUUU